ACAAUUUUCACAAAAAUAUCCAAUAAUAAUAAUGGCAACACCUAUAUCUGUAUCUAUAUCUACAUUCUCUCGGGUAACCGUGUCACCGGAAUCUCAUCACUCCGGCGACCUAUUCUGGCCUGCACUACAUACAUCUACUUUCCGCGCCAAAACCUUACGCGUUCGUAACAGCAAUUUAUCAAAUGGAAAACCGAGUAACGAUGAUUAUAAAUCAAAGUUUUUGAAUGAAGAAGGUGUUAUUGAAGAUAUGGACGGUUAUCUCAACUAUUUAUCUCUCGAAUACGACUCGGUUUGGGACACGAAACCGGCGUGGUGUCAACCGUGGACAAUAACCCUGACUGGACUGUCUGUGAUUGCUGUUAGCUGGGUAAUAUUGCGCAAUGUGUUAGCCACUUCAGCCGCUGCCACUUUAAUUGGCGCUUGGUGGUACAUCUUUCUAUAUUCUUACCCAAAGUCAUAUACGGAAAUGAUUGCUGAGCGAAGGAAGAAAGUUACUAGCGGGGUUGAAGACACUUUCGGCUUGAGAAAUAGCCCUUAAUCUUAUGCUGGAAACCAAAUAAACAAGGAGGCAGGAUAGUUGAUUGUUGGUUUGUAAAUUGUGUAUUGAGAUCACAUACAAUGACAUGGCAGCAUAAUUAUUACUUCCAAAAAAUUGCAGUACUGCACUGCCAAUGCAACAAACAAGAUUCAUAUCCCAUGUAAUGAACCAGACUUGUCAAGCCUUUUUUUACCA
Erigeron canadensis is the source of this 733-nucleotide messenger RNA. RefSeq lists its product as uncharacterized. The record is from RefSeq and is a predicted model, not a curated record. The coding region runs from base 32 to 538 and encodes 168 amino acids. Lineage: Eukaryota; Viridiplantae; Streptophyta; Magnoliopsida; Asterales; Asteraceae. Gene Ontology annotation, cellular component: chloroplast. The transcript has 3 exons.